AUGGCGAGUGGCGACAAGUCUCAGACGCUGGAGAUGCGAGAGGAGAAAACUUCUGCACUCAGCAAUGAGCCUGAGCUGGCGGAGGCGCUGCGCAAUUACGUGCCCCGAUCGGCGGAGGAGAAGAAGCUCGUGAGGAAGAUUGACUUGUUUCUCAUGCCGAUUUUGUGGAUCAUGUAUGUUCUCAAUUAUGUUGACCGAACCAACAUUGGCAAUGCCAAAAUCGCGGGUAUGGCUACAGAUCUGGACCUCGACGAUGACCGCUACGCUUGGGUUCUGUCCAUCUUCUUCUUCGGAUACCUUAUUUGCGAAGUCCCUUCAAACAUGAUUCUCAGUCGAAGCCGACCUUCCCUGUUCCUGCCGGCCAUUAUGCUCAUCUGGGGCGUGCUGAGCGCAUUGAUGUCCAUAUCCAAAACAUACGGUGCGCUUUUGGGCUUCCGGUUCGUGUUGGGAUGCAUUGAGGCUGGUUUCUUCCCUGGUGUUUUGUACUACCUCAGCUGUUGGUAUACCAAGGCAGAACUAGGCAAGAGAUUUGGCAUCUUUUAUACGGCUGCCGUGCUCUCAGGGGCAUUUGGUGGCAUUCUAGCCGGCGCCAUCACCGAGCAUUUACACAACGCCCACGGCAUUGCCGGCUGGCGCUGGCUGUUUAUUGUGGAGGGUGUUGCGACUGUCGGUGUGGCCAUGAUUGCAGUCUUCCUUUUGCUUGAUUACCCGAGUACGUCGAAGCGAUUGACUCCCGAGGAGCGCAAGUUGGCCGCUAUUCGAAUCAUUCACGAUGGAAUUGCGACGGGCGGCCACACGAACAAGCGCUUGAGCCAUUGGCAGGCCUUUUUGGCCGCCAUCGCCGAUCCCAGAACAUACAUGUUUCUCAUAUUAUUCAUGCUGGAUGUCGGUGCUGGUACCAUAUCCUAUUUUAUCCCCACAAUCAGCCAGACAAUGUACGCAGACAGCGUCAAGGCUCAAUACAUGACAGUCCCCAUCUACGUAGUCGCCGCAGUGUGCCUCAACAUCCUCGCCUGGUCGUCCGAUCGCACCGGCGACCGACGCUGGCACAUCACCAGCGCCCUCGCAGUAGGAUUCGCAUGCAGCGUGGUGUGCGCCGCCGUGCAGACCUCCAUCGUGCGCUACGUCAUGGUGUGCUUCGUCGCAGCGGGCAUCUGGUCCGCCCUGCCGCUCAUACUGUCGUGGACCAGCAACACCGUCAGCCUGCCGCCCGAGAAGCGCGCCAUUGUGCUGGCGCUUGUUAAUGCGUUUGGGAACUUUUCGAGCGUCUACGGAAGUCGCAUCUGGCCAAAGGAUGAUAGUCCUGCGUUUCACAUUGGGUUUGGUGUCACGGCGGGGUUUCUGGGUGCUGGGAUGGUGUUGGCGGCGCUUAUUCCUGUGUUUUGUAAGUUUGUUACUUGGAAGGGGACGAGGGCGGAGAAGGAGCUUCGACAGUCGCCUUCUGAAGAGGGGGAUUAG
Pochonia chlamydosporia 170 is the source of this 1458-nucleotide messenger RNA. RefSeq names its product allantoate permease. The coding region runs from base 1 to 1458 and encodes 485 amino acids. The record is from RefSeq and is a predicted model, not a curated record. Lineage: Eukaryota; Fungi; Ascomycota; Sordariomycetes; Hypocreales; Clavicipitaceae. Gene Ontology annotation, molecular function: transmembrane transporter activity. Gene Ontology annotation, cellular component: membrane. Gene Ontology annotation, biological process: transmembrane transport. The transcript is spliced from 4 exons.